CUCUCCAUACUCAAUUCAAGUGAAGAAGCCAUUAUCUAAAAAAGCCUCAACCGACAUGAGCUCCUCGACCUUCGGCGACCUGCGCCUCCUGCCCGUGGACUACCACCGCCAGGUGGCCAGGGAGGUGGCCGCCUUCUUCCACUCCUUCUACCGCUUCGGCGCCGCCUCCAACCGCUUCGAUCUGGGGGAUGCAGCCUAUCUGGACUUCCUGCACAACGUUCUCUUUGGCUCCAUGUGCAUCGGAGCCGUCGUUUUCCUCGUGCUCUGCGUGAUCGUCGUGCGCCGCACCAUCCUACACAUCCGCAGCGCGUUUGUUCGACGUACAUCGAUGGAUUCUACGUCCGUGGAGCUACUGGCCGUCGGAUUACUGACAUUCCUGGCGAUUAGUGCGCUUGGAGGACUACUGGGAGAAGCACAGGUGGACUACAGCGCCGGCGUCGUGCUGGAUACCAUGACCAACACAAGUGACCUGUUCCAGGAGACCAGAGAACUCACGACGCAAAGUCUGCAGACCAGCAACGCCUUGCGUGUCAACGCUGACAACUUGAUCACAUCAUUCAACGACAGUGAACUGCCAGCUGAAGCCUUCAAGAUGUCCGUGGAGGCGUUGAGACUCGUGCACGCGUCGAAGGAGCUACUGAACCAGACAGACGCGUUGCUGCCCAAAAACUACUCCGAUAUUGCCAAGGAGUGGGAAUUCAGCUAUUUCAUGCUCAAAUCGUCGACCAACGGAGCCAUUCUCGCUGUAGCGCUGGCCAGUUUCUUGUCCAUCGCUUCUGUUGGCUGGGCCAUGGUCUCGCCGCUACGUGUGUCGAUUCUCGUGAUCUUGAGCGUUGUACCCAUUUCACACACGCUGAUCGGCGCCUACCUGUCGUCCACGAUCAUGACUGCGGAUUUCUGUGCCGCUCCGAUGAAUAAUACACUCGAACUGGUGGGCACAACGUCUGUGGCGAACUACUACGUCGAGUGUCCAGCCAACGCUUCGCUGCCGUUCGCUGACGUUAUGGCUAGUGUCCAGCAGACCACAUCUGAAGUGGCUAAACUGCAGCAAGAAAUGGAGCGCCAUGCAGCUCACGAGGGAGAAACUGGUCAGCGUAUGAAGAGAGAAUUCCUCGAUCCCAUCGGCAAGCAGCUUGACAGCGUAGAUACCCUGAUGGCCGAGUUUGCAGCCUCGCAAACCUGCAAGAACGUAUCGAGAGCGUUCGAAUACGCGGCUACCACAUACUGCGAGUACGGAAUGCUCGGCUUUUUCUCCAUGUGGGUGCACCAGAUCUUACUGUGCCUCAUUCUGUUUGUAUCCGUCGUGGUGUCCGUACUGGUCUACGAGCGCGUGCACAUCCGCGAGAUCCGCCAGGACGUGCGCUACCAGCUUCUUUCCAGCUACGAAGAGGACGAUAUGGAGCACGUGUACCUGUCUUCGGACUAGUGAGCGAUGGAUCUGUCUGCAUCUGCCUGCAUGUAUCUGCGUUUCAUAUGUAUUAACCAACUUAGCAUUCCUCGCUUUAUUAAGGCUGUUGGUUGUUCUUGGUUGGACUUGGGGCC
Messenger RNA from Phytophthora nicotianae INRA-310, 1542 nucleotides. RefSeq lists its product as hypothetical. The transcript has 2 exons. Gene Ontology annotation, molecular function: intracellularly calcium-gated chloride channel activity; volume-sensitive chloride channel activity. Bases 56 to 1426 code for a protein of 456 amino acids. Gene Ontology annotation, cellular component: plasma membrane. NCBI's taxonomy places the organism in Eukaryota, Oomycota, Peronosporomycetes, Peronosporales, Peronosporaceae. The record is from RefSeq and is a predicted model, not a curated record.